Molecule: messenger RNA, 1480 nt
Organism: Raphanus sativus (radish)
Lineage: Eukaryota; Viridiplantae; Streptophyta; Magnoliopsida; Brassicales; Brassicaceae
Product: mitochondrial phosphate carrier protein 3, mitochondrial
Exons: 6
Coding region: 116-1225 (369 amino acids)
Biological process (GO): mitochondrial phosphate ion transmembrane transport
Cellular component (GO): mitochondrial inner membrane
Molecular function (GO): phosphate transmembrane transporter activity
Source: RefSeq, a predicted model, not a curated record
GAGAGUUGGUAAUAACCCUAACAUCAUUGGUGUUCUUUUUUAAGGCAACGUGAGAGAGAUCUGACAUCGCCGCCCAGACAACACUCAUCUCUCACUCGCCUCCUCCUCCGCCGAAAUGGAAUCCCAGAAGAAUUCUCUGAUCCCUAGCUUCCUCUAUUCCUCCUCCUCAUCGCCGAGAUCCGUUCUCCUCGAUCAGGUCCUGAGCUCCAACUCCAACGCCGCGUUUCAAUCCCCCUCCAAUCUCAUCGAGAAGAAGUCUCCUUCUCCGACGAUGGCGUCUCGUAAGAGCUUCCUUAUCGCGUCUCCCACGGAGCCAGGGAAAGGGAUCGAGAUGUACUCUCCCUCCUUCUACGCCGCGUGUACCUUCGGCGGGAUUCUCAGCUGUGGUCUCACUCACAUGACCGUUACUCCUCUCGAUCUCGUCAAGUGCAAUAUGCAGAUUGAUCCGGCCAAGUACAAGAGCAUCUCGUCUGGUUUUGGGGUUCUGCUGAAAGAGCAAGGAGUCAGAGGCUUUUUCCGUGGAUGGGUUCCUACUUUGUUGGGUUACAGUGCUCAGGGCGCUUGCAAGUUUGGUUUUUACGAGUUCUUUAAGAAGUACUACUCUGAUCUCGCCGGGCCUGAGUUCGCUGCCAAGUACAAGACUCUCAUCUACCUCGCCGGUUCUGCUUCCGCUGAGGUUAUCGCUGAUGUUGCGCUUUGCCCGUUUGAAGCUGUCAAGGUCCGGGUUCAGACACAGCCUGGUUUCGCCAGGGGAAUGUCUGACGGGUUUCCCAAGUUUGUCAAGACCGAAGGAUACGGAGGCUUGUACAAGGGUCUUGCACCACUCUGGGGACGUCAGAUUCCUUACACUAUGAUGAAGUUUGCUUCGUUUGAGACCAUUGUCGAGAUGAUCUACAAGUAUGCUAUCCCCAACCCCAAACACGAGUGCAGCAAAGGUCUGCAGCUCGGUGUGAGUUUUGCUGGAGGAUAUGUUGCUGGAGUGUUCUGCGCAAUUGUCUCCCACCCUGCAGAUAAUUUGGUGUCAUUCCUCAACAAUGCCAAGGGAGCAACCGUUGGAGAUGCGGUGAAGAAGAUAGGUAUGGUGGGACUAUUCACUAGAGGGCUUCCUCUAAGAAUUGUCAUGAUCGGGACAUUGACAGGAGCACAGUGGGGUUUAUAUGAUGCCUUCAAAGUCUUUGUUGGCCUGCCAACCACCGGUGGUGCUGCUCCAGUCCCUGCUAAAUGAUGAUGAAAAUGGUUAGGAUUUUUGUUUGGAGAAAAAAACAAAUAAGAUAAACAUAUGAGGAAGAGUGAGCUCAUUCCCGGAUUAUUUUUUUUUUUGGAAUUUGUGUUACUUAAUUCAGGAUUGUUCCCAUACUUAAGGAUAGAGAGAGUGGGCUCAUCCAUUUUUACUACUUUUUGCUGUUUCAUUUGAAAAUCUCGAUUUGUUGCUACUUUUUGUUGGUCUCCUCAACUUACGGCUCUACUUUUCGCCCAAGAA